GUAAGGUACGGACGUGAAAUGAAUAUACUGCGCUCGCUUCACCGACAACGACGACGGUAUUGAAAAAAAAAACAACAUAAAAUGAAAAAUCAAAUUUUUUCCUUCUUCAACAUACAAAAAUAGUACGCCAUUUUGGUAAAAUCGGAGUCUAAAUUUCGUAUCUUGUCGGACGUGAAAUUUUAUUUCUCUUAAUUCUGGCUAAAUUUUAUACAUUUUAAUUAAAAUAGCUAAUUGAUAUUAGUGCAUUUUGGUUUUUCAGAUAAAAUAAAUAAUUUUUAGUAAACGUUUAUGGAAUACAUACAUGUUUUUUUGUACUAUGCAAGUGUAUAAUGUAAUUUAUUGUGAAUUUAAGAGAAACUAUGAAACUAUUAUCUUAAAGAUAGAACAAAAAUAUAAAAACUCCAAUUUUUAUUAAGAUAAAUAUGUGAAUCUGAAUUAUUAAAUAAGGUUUUAGAGAAUAUUUUCAAUUAAAUAUCAGACAAAAAAAAAAAAAUUAACAAAUACUUAAAUGAAAACUUAAAAAAAAAAUUAAAUGAUAUCUAUGUACAUUUUAAUUAAAAAAUUAAUAAAUAAGGUGUUCCAUUGUUGAAAUUGAAACGAAGAAAAAGUCUAGAUGAGAUGAAAAAGACUUAUAUUGCAAGAACUAUCUGAAUAUACUUUUUUUUGAUAUUUUUCAAACUAAAUAUGCUACUAGUAAAGAAUUCCUAUAAGAGAAUAUUAAGUAAUCAACGUAAUAAGAAGAAAUGCGCUAGAAAAUUUAAACUUAAGGAACAUGUACAAAAGUUUUCAAAACUUUUUUCGAAUAUUUCAAAGAAAAAGAAUUAUAUGAUUAUUGAAUUUUUCGAAAAGUAUCGCAAAGCAACAACAAUAACAUUGGAAAACAACACAAGUGCAUUUCAUAAAAUUAAAAAAUUCAUCUAUGGUGAUUUUUUCACAAUUAUUGAUAUAUUGAAUAAAAUUUCCUUAUCAACAGUAGCAUUAAGUGCAGGAUACAAUUAUUUUAACAAAGACAACUGUGACGACGAUCAUAUUAUUGCCAAUAAGAGUAAGAAAGUUGAAAGUAUAAGUGCAUUAUUAAUAAAACUAAGAUCAUUACCUUCGGUAUCGAGUUUUAAAAUAUUUUCAUAUAUGUUAUGAAGUUCGUAAAAUAAAUACGAUCAUUACUCUAUAAUUACGAUUUCUAUUUUCAAAACAAUCACCUACAUCACCACUUUAACUUAGAAAUAAUAUAAGGCAUAAAAUUACCUACAACAAUUUUGACUGUUGCUUUAACCAAAUAAAUAAACUAAAAAUGAUCGGAAGUUAUAAAACUACCUAAUCAUAAUUAAAAUAAUAUAUAAAAACUAAUCUAAUAUUGAAAACAUUUUUAUUUGUAAAUUAAAAAAAUUUUAUUAAAGACUUUUAUAAUAAAAUUUACAUUUUUUGUUUUAAUUGGGCAUAAUAAGUUAUUUGAAAUUCAGCCACUUAUUUUUGAUUUGAUUCUUUGAAAAAUGCUUGCAAAUUUAUUUUCUAAUUUAGUUAAUAUAUAAUUACUAAUUUUAGAUUGUAAUCUAUACAUUUUAUAAUAUUUUAAUAUAUAAAACCGUACUUACACAAAUUUUAAUAUAAAUUCCCAUUAAUAAAUUUAAGGAUCAUCAGAAUAAAUACACCGAAAAGUUAUCACUGUAUAUGGGACGGAAAGAUAUACUAAAACAAGGCGAAAAAGAAACAAAAAGUGGUGCCAAUUUAGUUAUUUUUUUAUUUUAAAAGCAUUCAGUUUUGAUUGAAAUAUUGUGUUAAACAUUUUUAUAUUCAACUGUAAGAAGGAUAAUGUGCUACUUUAUAAUGAAAAGAAAUAAAAAGUCAAAAUUUUUGAAAAUUGAAACGAUAAAUUUUCAAUUUGAAAAAAAGCUAAUAAAUGCUUCAUAAUUAAUAUAAUAAACGCGAAAAGUAAUUUUAGGUAUAGAAAAUGUUACAAAAAUUAAACCAUCUGAUUAAUAAUGAUAAUUUAUGGAGAAAUAAUAUAUUACAACAUUCAGCAAUUCGAUCAACAGAAACAGUAAUUACAGUAGCAAAGUCAUUUAAGAUAACAACAACAUCAAUAUUUUCAACAACAGAAGAAACAAUAAAAAUAAAAACAGGAAAAAAAUACCGAAAUAAAAUUAAUUUUGCAUUAAAAAAUAAUAGUAUUCAAACAAAAGUGAUGUUAAGUUAUUGUCAACAUAAUAAACAAAAUAAAUUAAGAAAGAAACAAAAAUUCAGAAAAAAAGACUCAUUCAAACUGUAUUUUUAAUUAUAAAUUAAAUAUUAAUUUUUAAAUAUAUCUUACACAUUUUUUUGCUGUUUAUUUGAAAAUAUGAAAAAUAUAAAAAUUUAAAAAAAAACAAGAUUUUGUUUUUAAAUUUGAAGUUUUGGAAACUUGGUGUGUAUACUUUAAUAACAUUAAACUACUACAUAAAUGUAUGAUGUAUAUAUAGAGAUUUUUACCUAUUCAAAUUAUAAAAAAAGAAAAACAUUUAAAAUAAUAUUAAAAUAAAGAUUUCAGUUCAAAGAGUCAAUAAUAAAAAAAAUAUAACAAAUUAUAUAUUAAAUUUAAUAAAAAAUAGGACAGAAACAAAACCUAAUAUAAAAAAAAACAAUAUAAAAUUAUCAAAGAAAAAAACAAUAUAAAGAAAACAAAAUAAAACGAAAACUUUUUUUAUAUAACUUGAGUAAUAUAAAACAUUAAAAAUUCGUAUUAAAAACACAUUAACCACUAUGGCGGAUCAUCUAGAUGAGCCGCCUCAAAAGAGGGUCAAAAUGGAAAGUUUUCGACAAACAUCUGACCAAGAUGCUCUUUCCAAUUAUGACAUAUUUGGUUUGGAAGAUAAUCUUCCAGAUGAAUUAGUAUCUACUGGAAAUUCAGGUGGUUGGGUUGAUCAACUUACUGGCAAUAAGCCACCUGCACAAGGACCUGGGCCAGGACAAAUGAAUGGCGAGGAUCCUACAGGUGGUGUAGGAGUAGGACCGCAAGUAACAGCUGGCGGCCCUGGUGGUUUACCAAGCAAUGUAGCGUUAAGAAUGCAGCAGCAACAAUUUUUAAUGCAACAGGGAAAUAAGAAUUUAGUUGGAAAUGCGUUGAGUAUGGGUCCUUUAGGUAGUAAAAGCCCAAAUUUACAGUCACCUUCCGGUUUACAAGGUAAUAUGUCAAAUAUGGUUGGUGGAAUGAUUAAUUCAAUGUCAAUGUCAAUUGCAAACAAUGGUACUCAAAACAUGAAUAUGCAAGGCAUGAAUAGUAUUGCUUCACAAGGAGGAAUUGGAAACGUAAUUUUAACGAAUAGUAAUCUUGGUCCAAUGGGUAUGCAAGGCACUGGUGGUAUGGUAACGUCUAACCUAAAACAACAAUUGAGCGGAGGUGGCAAUACUUUAUUAGGCCCAGGUGUUCAAGGUAAUUUAAUUGGUGGUGGUGGUCCUCAAGGCAACGCGAUGCAUCAUGGUGGAGGCUUAGGAGGAUCACAUCCAGGAGUUCAAUCAAUACAGAAUGGUCCUAUAAUGAAUGUAUCUGUUGGUAACCGUAUGAUGUCGCAGCAACAUGCAAUUAUGCGUGGUCCAAAUCCACAUUUAAUGCCAGGAGGCGGUGCCGGUGGUGCAAAUGUUGUUGGAGGUCCUGUCGGUAAUGCAGGACCCCGUAUGCAAAAUCCAAAUAUACCAAAUAUUGGCAAUUUUUCGAACACAACAAAAAUUUUAAGCAACCAAUUUACCCAAUCUCAGACAGGUAAUGUAAAUUUAGGACAAAUAACUAUGGGAGGAGCGGGUGGUCCAAAUGGACCUUAUGGCAGUGCCUAUGCAGGAGGUAAUCCAAAUCAACAGCAACAGAGUAAUGUGAAUGUGGUAAAUCAAUCGGUAGCAGCCGCACUUGGUGGACCACAACAACAGAACAUGAUAACAAUUGCUCAGCAACGGACUGUACCUCCAAAUAUGUUGAUGCAACAACAAGCAGCCGCAGCAGCGGCGGUUGCAGCACAACAGCAACAACAACAACAAUUGCAACAACAACAGCAGGGAAAUCGACCUGGGGGCCCCAUUGGUUCAAGUAUUGCGCCAGGAGGAAUCGUUGGGAAUGAUGGACAAAAUGUUAUUGGUGGUAAUCCCGGGAAUAAUCCUAGCGGAUUGGUAGGUCAACAAGGAGGCUUAAAUGCACCACAGCAAUCUAUAGCGCCAACUGGGGUCCAACAGCAAAGGCCACCUUCAUUAUUAAGUCAACAGCAAGCGCAACAACAACAAAAUACACAGCAGCAACAGCAGCAACAACAGCAGCAGCAGCAGCAACAAAAUCAAAUACAACAACAGGCUGGUGGUCCAGCAGGGCAAUCUGGACAACCCGGUCAACCAAAUCCAAUACAACAACAAGCAGCUUCGGAUAAAAAGAAACAAAUUCAGCAACAGUUAAUGCUUUUACUUCACGCACACAAAUGUACACGACGAGAGAACGAAAAUCCAAAUAAUCCGCCAGAUUGUAAAAUACCGCAUUGUAAGACAAUGAAAGAUGUUCUAGCUCAUAUGGCUACAUGCAAAGCUAAUAAAGAUUGUUCAGUGGCACAUUGUAUAUCAUCACGACAAAUUUUGGUUCAUUGGAAAUCAUGUCAACGCCCUGAUUGCGGGAUUUGUUUACCUUUUCGGCAAGGAGAUAAGCUACGCCAACCAGGUACAUCAGGAAUGCAACAGCAACUACAGCAACAGCAACAGCAACAACAACAGCAGCAACAACAACAACAACAGCAACAACAGCAACAACAACAACAGCAACAACAACAUCAACAACAGCAACAGCAACCGCAACAACAAAAUCAACAAAACGUUCCAAUAACUACAAAUGUACAACAAAACCAAACUGGUGCUGGUUCCGUUCAACAAGCUAAUCAAUUAUCAGGACAAAUCAUGGGCUUAAAUCAGCAGCAAACGCAGCAACCAAACUCGUCAACGUCCACAGCGACUCAGAUAAAUCAACAGAAAUUGAAUCAAAGUGAUUUUGAAAAGCAAUUGGUUCAACAACAACAACAGCAGCAGCAAAAGCAGAGCAACCGAUUUGAACAAAUGCAAGGAUCUAUGUCAGGCUCAGUAACUAACGCAAAUCUCAUGUCUACCAAUCAAGGGCAACCUCAAAUGACAACAGGCCUGGUCGGUAACACUAAUGUUCGUAUGCCAAAUGCAACUGCAGGUGGUGUUCAAGUUUUACUACCAAAUAGACAAGGGCAACCGAAUCAACUUGCUGGAAACAUUUUAAUGUCACCAGAUUUGCCUACUGGAACCCCUCAACAACAACAACUGCUAGGACAGAAUAUUUUAAGUGGACAUGUUGUUUCAUUAGGAAGUCAACAGCAAGGAAAUUUGUCAGCAAUGCAACAACAACAGCAGCAACAGCAGCAGCAGCAGCAGCAAGCACAAUUAAAUUCAAAUAAUCAAAGUAGUGUUGGAGUACCUGGUGGUCCUGCAAAUAAUUCUGCUGUGCAAGCCGGGCCAGGAGGACAAAACAUUCCAAUGUUUAAUAAUUCUAAUACAACGUCAAGUGGUCCGUCAUCGGUAGGUGACGGUACCACUAAACCUAUUACAGGAGUACAAUUGCAGCAACAAAUGAAUAAGCUAGCUUCAAAUCCUGGUGCACCUCCACAGUUGCCCCCAGGUAUGCCUUCUGUUUCAACAAUGCCAUCCGGUGUUACAAAAGAUUGGCACAGUUCAGUUACAGCUGAUUUACGUAAUCAUUUAGUACACAAAUUAGUUCAAGCCAUAUUUCCAACAUCAGAUCCCAAUACGAUGAUGGAUAAAAGAAUGCAUAAUCUCGUUUCAUAUGCUGAAAAAGUUGAAAAAGACAUGUAUGAAAUGGCAAAUUGCAGAUCAGAAUACUAUCAUCUUCUGGCUGAAAAAAUUUAUAAAAUUCAAAAGGAGCUGGAAGAAAAACGUCAAAAAAGGAAAGAACAACAACUGUUAUUGCAACAACAGCAACAACAACAACAACAACAGCAGCAGCAAAAUUUGCAACCGGGUGGACCAGGAGGAACACAAGGAUUGCCUCCUGGAUGUAAUCCAAACGCAACCAUUGGCCAAAUUCGACCUAAUAGUGCUAAUUUGAUUCCCGGAGGAAUGGUUAGUCCUUUAGGGAAUGUAAAUGUAAAUACUAUGCAGGGUGUUAUGCGAGUUCCUGGUCCAAAUCCUGGUGGAUUAGUUAGCCAAACACAAGCCCAAGUUGCAGCUGCAAUGAGGUCGCAUUCACCGGGAAGUUUGCCUGUCCAAAAUAUGGCUGCAAUGCAAGCGCGUAUGCAAUUUAAUCCGAAUCAGCAAAAUAAUAAUGCCAACAGCGCUAAUAAUUCUGCAAUGUUAGUGGCACAAUCAGGACCUAGUCCUAACGGUUUAGGUGCAAAUAUGCAAAAUCCGGUUUUAUCGCCAUUUCAAAAUCAAGGACCACUUUUAGGUAAUGCGGGACCGAACAACGCUGGAAAUAUGUCAGCCACAGGAAGUCCAUUCAUUAAUGCGAAUUCAGGCCCGGUAAAUGCAAAUACAAACGGUCCCAAUGUACAUACAGCAGCCAAUAUUAAUCAAUUUAAUGAAAUUAUGUUAAAAUCGUCAAGACAACAGCAACAGCAGCAACAGCAACAACAACAGCAGCAGCAGCAAUCGCAACAACAAACUAGUCAGCUAUCCGCCCAAACUUUACAGAAUCUACCACAAGCUCCAUCACCAUUUAGUAAUCAACAAUCGUCUGCCGGCCAGAUUACACAAAAUUCAACCCCUAAUACAAAUGCGUUUGUACGUAAUAGCAAUAGUAAUUCAAAUAUGCCACCAACACCGACGUCAGUUUUAGAUCAAUUAAAUAGUGUAUCCAAUUCGAAUUCAGUUGGUGGUAACAGUUCAGUCGUUGGUAUGACAGCGGCAACCGUUAUGGCUGGAAAUAAUCAACAGCAACAGCAACAAAAUAGUAUGGUACCAGUUCCAAGUCCUUCACCGUCAUUGUCUUCAAAUGGACCAGUACAAGUUGGUACGCCGAGCGGUCCUCCAAGUGUUCCAUCAAUGAUACAGUCACUAACUAGCACUGCAGCGGGUAUGGCAACAGAACAUCCCACUCCAACACCACCUUUAAUGACAUCACCCGUACAAAAUAAUUCCACAACAGUCACGCCAUCUGUUACGCCUACACUGCAAAAUAGUAUAGGAAAAGGGGGUAAUAGUAACAGCAGUAGUACUGGUGGUAACUCAAUGCCUCUUCCACCGAGCAGGCCAGCUUCUGCGUCAACGAAUUUAUCGUCUCAAAUGGCAGCUUUGGAAGCGGCUACUCGUGAUAAUGAUGAUACACCGCCAUCACCGCCUGAUAAUCAAAGUGGUGGCGUAUCACAAAAAGGCAAAUUAGAUUCAAUAAAGAAUGAAGAUGAUAUUAAAAAGGAAAUGGAUGAUGACAACGAUAUGGAUUCAUCUGGUGCUGGAGCUGGUAAGAAUGCAAAUAAUGAUGAUAGUGAAAUUAAACAGGAAAUAAAAUCAGAACCUAUGGAUGGUGAUAAUAGCAAUAGUACUGUAGUAAAAAGUGAAGAUGUUAAAAUAGAUGUUAAAAUUAAGGAUGAGCCAAUGUCACCCAAUUCAACAGCAGAAAAAAUUAAAGCACCUGUAUCUGAACCAACGACAACAAGUACAACCGAAAAACAAAAGAAAUGCGUUUUUGACCCAGAGGAAUUAAGACAAGCAUUGAUGCCUACUCUAGAAAAAUUAAUCAGGCAAGAUCCAGAAUCUAUGCCAUUUAGAACACCAGUUAAUCCACAAGCUCUAGGUAUUCCGGAUUAUUUUGACAUUGUGAAAAGGCCAAUGGAUUUAGGCACCAUUAAAGACAAUUUAAUUAGUGGAAAAUAUGCUGAUCCAUGGGAAUAUGUAGAUGAUGUUUGGCUGAUGUUUGACAAUGCUUGGUUGUAUAACAGAAAAACUUCAAGAGUAUAUCGAUAUUGUACCAAACUUUCCGAAAUUUUUGAACAAGAAAUUGAUCCAGUUAUGCAAAGUCUAGGAUAUUGUUGUGGUCGUAAAUAUACAUUUAAUCCCCAGGUUUUGUGCUGUUAUGGAAAACAAUUAUGUACAAUUUCUCGUGAUGCUAAAUAUUACAGUUAUCAAAACAGUCUAAAGGCAUAUGGUGUUGUUUCCGAUAGAUAUACAUUCUGCCAAAAAUGUUUCAAUGAUAUACCCGGUGAUACAGUAACAUUAGGGGAUGAUCCAAUGCAAUCACAAACUCAAAUUAAAAAAGAUCAAUUUAAAGAAAUGAAAAAUGAUCAUCUUGAAUUAGAACCAUUUGUUGAUUGCCAAGAAUGUGGUAGAAAACAACAUCAGAUUUGUGUGCUUUAUUUGGAAAGUAUUUGGUCUGGUGGUUUUACAUGUACCAAUUGCAUGAAGAUGAAAGGCAUUAAACGUAAAGAAAAUAAAUUUUCUGCGAAACGUUUACCAACAACAAAACUAGGUAUAUACAUAGAAACGCGUGUUAAUAAUUUCUUGAAAAAGAAAGAAGCUGGUGCUGGAGAGGUACAUAUACGUGUUGUAUCAAGUUCUGAUAAAAUAGUGGAAGUCAAACCUGGAAUGAGGCGACGUUUUGUUGAAAACAAUGAAUUAUGUGGAGAAUUUCCAUAUAGAGCAAAAGCAUUGUUUGCUUUUGAAGAAGUUGAUGGUAUUGAUGUAUGUUUCUUUGGUAUGCAUGUGCAAGAAUAUGGCUCCGAAUGUCCAGCGCCGAAUACACGUAGAGUGUAUAUAGCUUAUCUAGACUCAGUACAUUUCUUUAGACCGAGACAAUAUCGUACAGCUGUUUAUCAUGAAAUAUUAUUAGGCUAUAUGGAUUAUGUCAAACAGUUAGGCUUUACAAUGGCGCACAUUUGGGCCUGUCCACCAUCUGAAGGUGAUGAUUAUAUAUUUCACUGUCAUCCUCCAGAUCAAAAGAUUCCAAAACCAAAACGCCUUCAGGAAUGGUAUAAGAAAAUGCUUGAUAAAGGAAUGAUAGAGCGUACAAUACAAGAUUACAAGGACAUAUUAAAACAGGCUAUGGAGGACAAAUUGAAUUCGGCCGCUGAAUUGCCAUAUUUUGAAGGGGACUUUUGGCCUAAUGUCUUAGAAGAAAGUAUUAAAGAAUUAGAUCAGGAGGAAGAAGAAAAACGGAAACAGGCUGAAGCAGCGGAAGCUGCAGCAAACGCUGCUGUAAGUAUGUUCUCAGUUAACGAAGACAAUGAAGCGAGUGGUGAUGGUAAGAAAAAAGGAUCACAAAAGAAAGCUAAAAAAUCUAAUAAAUCAAAAGCCAAUCAAAGAAAGAAUAAUAAAAAAGCGAGUGAACAGCAAAAUGGAAAUGAUUUAAGUGCUAAAAUUUUUGCAACGAUGGAAAAACAUAAAGAAGUGUUCUUCGUAAUUCGUUUGCACUCAAUACAAUCAGCAGCUAGUUUAGCGCCAAUUCAAGACCCCGAUCCAUUAAUGAACUGUGAUUUAAUGGAUGGUCGUGACGCAUUUUUAACAAUGGCCCGUGAUAAGCAUUUCGAAUUUUCAUCUUUACGACGAGCUCAAUUUAGUACUUUAAAUAUGCUUUAUGAGCUACACAAUCAAGGACAAGAUAAGUUUGUUUACACUUGUAAUAAUUGUAAAACUCCCGUGGAGACUCGUUACCACUGUACUGUCUGUGAUGAUUUUGAUUUAUGUAUGAAUUGUAAAGAAAAAGUUGGACAUCCGCAUAAAAUGGAAAGGCUCGGUCUUGAUUUGGACGAUGGAACUUCGCCUGGAAAUGAUGCAAGUAAACAAGCAAAUCCACAAGAAGCCCGCAAGCAGUCUAUUCAACGUUGUAUCCAAUCUUUGGUGCACGCAUGUCAAUGUCGAGAUGCUAAUUGCCGUUUACCAUCUUGUCAAAAGAUGAAACGCGUUGUACAACAUACGAAAAAUUGCAAAAGAAAAACGAAUGGAGGUUGUCCUAUUUGCAAGCAGCUUAUUGCCUUAUGUUGUUAUCAUGCUAAGCAUUGUCAAGAAGCUAAAUGUAUGGUUCCGUUUUGUCCCAAUAUUAAACAUAAACUCAAACAACAACAGCUACAGCAAAGGCUGCAGCAAGCUCAAUUAUUGCGGCGUCGUAUGGCUGUUAUGAACACCAGAACUAUAGCUCCAACUAAUCAGACUGUUUUGCCUCCAGGCGGCGUGCCUACUAUGCAAGGAACUCCAGUUGUGGGAGCACCUGGGUCAGGUGGAAUGAGUCCACAAACAGUAUCUUCACCUGUUAACCCAAUGAGUGGCAUGACUAGUCCGCAUCAUCCUAGUAUGGGAAUGAAGCCAGGAAUGCAAACUCCAUCUCCCAAUGUGUUGCAAGUAGUGAAACAAGUUCAAGAAGAGGCUGCACGACAACAAGUUCCUUCAAACGGCGGUUUUGGAAAAGUUGUCCCAACUGGUCCACAAAUGGCGCCACCAAAUAUGCAAAGGCAGUUCAGUGUUGGAGUUGUUCCAAAUCAACCAGUGCAACAGCAGAUGGGUGUUCAAAUGGGACCAUCUGGUCCAACAGCUACUGGAAAUAAUCUUUUACCUAUGGAACAAUGGGGUAAUCGAUAUCCGAAUAAUGCAAAUCAACCAGGUUUGAGACCACCCACGCAGCAAAUGAUGCAACAGAGUGGAAUGCAGAAUCAGAACAUGAUGCAAAUGGUUAAUCCGGGUAAUUCAGGUCAAAUGAAUCAAUUAGCAAUGAGACCGCAGGGAGGUCAACCCGUUCAGCAAGGAAUGGGCGGAGGUGGCGGUGGUCAACAGCCUAAUUUAGCUUUGAAUACACAACAAUUGACCCAAAUAAUGCAAAAAAUUAAGAAUAACCCGUCAAAUGAGGGGCACAAUCAAAUAUUACAAAUGCUAAAAUCUAACCCUCAAAUUAUGGCUGCUAUAAUAAAAUCACGUCAACAAAGCCAAAAUCAGGCUGGAAAUGCUGGUGCUAGCGGGAGUGGUGCAGGUGUUCCGCAAGGUAAUCCUCAGACAUCACAAGGUCCUGGUGGUCCGAUGGGAGGUAAUUCAGGAGGAAUGGGACCACAACAAGGAACGCAUUUACAACAAAUGAUGACUCAACAGCAGCCACAGCAUCCAAAUCAAGUCGUUAUGAAUCCCAAUCAAGUUCCCCACAAUCGAAUGCCCAUGCAAAAUCCUGGUAUGAUGCAAGGUGCAGGUGGAAUGCAGCAAGGACCGCCUGUGCAAAAUGCUGCUUGGUAUAAACAACAACAAAUGCUUAGGCAAAUGCAAAUAACACAAAAUUAUCCGGCUCCGCCAUAUCCACAAAGACCGCGAGCCCCACAAAUGGGUCAGAUGGGUCCUGGAGGAGGUCCAGGUGGCCCUGGUGGAAUGGGUCCUGGUCAAUUUCAAGGAGGUGUGAAUACUGGUGGCGGAAGUUUUAAUCCGGCAGAUCAAUAUGCAAUGCAACAAGGGCUUAAACCAUCACAAGCAAUUGGUGUACCAGGUGGUGUAGGUGUAGGUGUCGGUGGUGGAGGAAUGGGAGGACCUGGUGGACAGUUAAUGUCUCCUGGUGGUGUCCCGUUAGGUGCCGCUGGCUUAGGUGGUGGUGUUGGGGUUGGAGUUGGUUCUGUUGUUAAUCCUCUUCAAUCCGGUCAACAGAAUGUUAUGGGACCACCUCAUACAAUGCAGCAACAAUUAAUGCAAUCGCCACCACCUAUACGUAGUCCACAACCAACACCAUCGCCCAGGUCAGCACCAUCUCCCCGCGCACAACCAUCAGCAUCACCAAGAGCACAACCAUCACCUCAUCAUUUACCGUCGCAUUCACCAGCUCCACAAAAUGUUGGUAAUCCUAAUGACAUGCAUAACCACAUGCAUCCACAUCAAUCUCCACUUGGGCCUGGGGGUCCUGGUGGUGGAGGAGGCGGUGUACCAAACGAUGGUGGACCUGGUGGUGUUGGUGGUCCAACUGGUGACGCUGCAUUGACUGCACAAGAUCAACUAACAAAAUUUGUGGAACAACUUUAGUAUAACUAGUUAUUAUAUAAUUAAAAAAGAGUGUAUAAAAAAUUAUUAAAGAAAUUAAAGAAAAAUAAAUCAUUAUUUUUAAAGAUGUAAUUGAAAGAGAUGAGUUGUUACUUACGCAACUUUGAGAUAUAAUAAUCAAACGUAAAUAAAUAAAGUCAAAUCGUGACAAAUAUAAAACAAAAUCGUUUAUUUAAGCUUUAAAUUUAAGAAAUUAUUGUUCGAUUAUUAUAAAAAGUAUAUUUACAUAUUUAUAUAAACAUAUAUGUACACAAAUAUAAACACAUAUAUGUACGGACAUGUAUAUAUACAUAUGUUAAUAUAUACCAAAUGUAUGAAAUAUAUUUAUAUAUUUGAAGCACGAUAAAUUAAAGUACAUACAUGUAUUAAAAACAACGCCUAUGUAAAAAUAAACAAAAAAUUUAAAAUUAAAACUUAGAAAUAUUUUAGGUAAUUUUUCUAUUAAUUUGUAGAGUUUUUAGUCUUGUAAAUAUUAAAAAAAAAAACAUAAAUUUAAUUAAUAUGACAAAUACUUUGUUUUAAAUUCGUAGAGAUAGGGUUAAAAAAAUAAACAAAAAAAAACCAAAAUAAUUUUCAUUAUUACAAAAAUUUAAAAUUUAUUCAUAGAAAGCAGUUAUUGGAACGUAGCGUUAGAAAUAUUUAACAAAUAUUAGUAGUUAAGUAAUGAUUUAUGAAAUAAAAUAUUUUAAAAUUAUAAUUAAAAAUAUAUAUCAAUAUAUAUAUAUAUGUAUAUAUGUUUAUAUAUAUAUAAAUUGAAAAUGAUUUAAAUAUGUAAAUUUAGUAUAUGUAUAAAUUAAAAACAAGCAAAAAGAGUAUUUUUAAAAUUUAUAGGUUAUUACUAUUGUUUUUAUUUUUUCUAAAUAACUACACGUAUAACACAUAUUAUAUAAUAUAUACGUAUAUAUUUUAUAUAUAUUUUGCAAUCAAGAAAGAAUACUUUUUUUUAUUUUUGAUUUUCUUAAUUAAUUUUUUAGUUCAUUAUUUAAUAAAUUAUGUACGGGAAAUCGUUGACGUAAAACAUCUUUUUCGUAGCUUUUCUAAAAUUAAUCUUAAAAAUCGCAAAAUAAUAAUAAUAACAUUAGGAAAUAAUAUUAAAAAAUUUUAAUUUUAAUAAAAUUACAUCUAUAAAGAAAACGUAUAAAAUAUUUAGAAAAUCGUCAUUUUAAACAAGAAAUAAAUUAUAUCAUUAUAAUAAAAUGGUUAAACAUAAUUUGCUUAGAAAUUUAAAUAGUAAAAAUGAAUCAAUAUUUUAGGAUUAACAAAAAUUAAAAGAAAUUUAUAGUAUGACAAAAUAACAAAUAUACUGUGACACUAAAUGGAGUAGUUUAAUAUUCUAUUCUGUUUUUAAUUUUCUAGUAAAAAAAUACUUCAAUUAAUUCAAAAUCGCUAUCUGAUAAGUUUGUAAAUGAUUAUGAUGGAAACAAUAAAAGUGAUAAUUGAAAAGUUUUUUCCAAGUCGAUAUUUUUUUUCCAAACUUAAUCAACUUCCUUUUCAAAACUCAAAGUGUAUAUGCAACCUAAAAAAACAGAAAUUCGUUAAUGUUAAAAAAUAUUUUUUCCUUUUUAUUUUAAUCUUUCCUAGAUAAUGUAAUCAACAAUAUAAUUCGAAUAAUUUUUCUUUAUAUUCGUAAUAUCAUAUAACUUCAUAAAAUUAAAUAUUGAAAAAUCGGAUAAUAUGAUUUGUUACGUUUUUAAUAAAAAUUGUUAAGAAUUUUUUUUUAUUACAGGAUCGUUAAUUAAAUAUAUUUAAAUAUAUUUAUAUCAAUUUGCUGCAAUAUCUUAAAAAAGAAAAUACUUAAGUUUUUUCUUUCCAUUUUCGAUUUUUUAAUAAAUAUGUGUACAUAUAUAUAAAUUAUGAUUUACAUUUUAUUUCAUACAAAUUUUUUUGAAUUUCUCUAUAUUUUCAAUAUUUAAAAUUAAAAUAAGAAAUAGCCUCUCAAAAAUAAAAAAAAAAAUAUAGUUAUGUAUAUGCAGUCCUUUUCAAUAAUAUUAAAAUUGCUUUGUAAGCACGAAACUUUGAAAAUAAAAAGAAAUAAAUUUUCCAAAAAAAAAGCAAAUAGUAUAAAGCUAUUAAUCUUUUGCUACAAAUAAUCCAAAUCACAUCCAUUUCCUUAAUUAUUAUUAUUAUUAUUACUAUUUUAAUCUUUAAUCCGUUAUAUUGUUUAUGAUGCUUUAAAAUGUAAAAAAAAAAACAAUGAUUUCAAAUAAUACAACUAUACGUACACAGAAAAUACAUUAAUUAUGAAGAAAAAUUUAUAAAAAAUAUUGUGUUUAAAUGGGCUGUUAGUUUGAUUUUUUAAUGCAGAUAUACAUAUUUCCUUAUUGAUAAUAACUGGAAUUUUUAUUAAUUAAUAAAAAUUACAUCAAAUGUGUUAUUCAUUAAUAUUUUUUAAGUAAUUUAAAUAUUAAUUUUUUUUUUGUUUAUACAUAAAUAUAUUUUAGUUUGAUUAUGAAAAGUUAAAAAAAAUGUUAGUAUCAUAUUAGUGUACCUACUAAUAUUAGUAUGUAAAUUUAUUUAAAAAUUUUAUAGUAAAAAUCCAAGCAAACAUUCAAAAAUAUAUAAUAUAAAAUUAUAGUAAAACUUUUAAUAUUAAUUUUUCUUUUUUGUUUUUAUUUUAAAUUUUAAGUAAUUGUUUUUAAUUCACUUUAUAACGAAAUUUUCCUUUACUCUCAAUUUAAGAGUUAUUCUCACCCUUAUAAAAAGAAAAAAAAAUCACGAUAUUUUCACUUUUAUACUAAAUUAUUAGGGAUUAUAAUAUAAAUAAUUAGAACUUUUAAAUAAUUUAUAAUAAGUUUUUGUAUCGAGUGAUAUUUGUGUAUGAUGAAAGAUUUUAUUGAAUAGAAAUAAAAUAGUGGAUGUUGAUGACGCUAAUUUAAUGGAUAAUUGAUAUGAGUAAUAUAGGGUUGUAAGGACACGAUUUAAAUAAUAAAUUUUAGUGAUCUUAAUUCGCGUGAAACACAAUAUAUAUAUAUAUAUAUAUAUAUAUAUAUAUAUAUAUAUAUAUAUAUAUAUAUAUUAUAAUAGCAUUAUGUAAAUAUAAUAAUUAAUCCGAAGUUGCUUAAAAAACAAAUAAAUAAAUACUUAUAUAUAUAUAUAUAUACAUUUAUACAAACGUACAAUGAUAAAUAAUAAUUAUUACUAUGCAUACUUUAAUAAAACUGUUGUUGCUGACAAAUGAUAAUAUUGCCCUAUAAAAAAAAGAUGAUCAUAGUAAUAUUUAUUAUUAAUUAAUGUAUUUGUAAUUUUAAUUUUAAUAAUAAUAUUAUAUUAAUACAUAGUAUAUUUUUUAGAUAUGCAUGUAUGUAUAUAUAAUCAAAGUUGCCUAAUGUUUGUUAAAUAGAUUUUUUAACAAAGGAUAACUAUAAAUUCAAAAACAAAAAAAUAUAGAAUUUUCAAGUGUACAUUAUAUAUGCGUGUAUAAUGUGUAUAAAUAUAUAUAUAUGUAAACAUAUUAUAUCUGUAAUCUAAUUCCUUUUGGAUAUAGAUAGUAUCAAGUUAGAUACAGUAUUCUAAGUGAGGAAUUCAAGAAAGCUGAAUAUUUAUGACUAUGGAUAUAAUAAUGAAGACAAAAUUUAUAUAAAUACAUAUAUAAAUUUAUAUAAAUUUAUAAAUACAUUAUAUAAAUUUAUAUAAAUAAAUAUAUAGAUAUAUAUAUAUGCACAUAUAUGUGUGUAUACGUAUUACGUAUAAAAUUAUAAUAAACUAUGAUAAAAUGAAAAGUAAUUAGCAAGUUUUGAAAUUUAUGUAAUUUACAAAUACAUAUUAGUUUUAUAAUUUUUUUAUUUCUUUUUUUUAAUUUAUUUAAUUUUUUUUUAAUAAUUAAGACAUUAUCAAGCCAAUAAAAUACGAUUUCAUUCUUUUCAAAUAUACUAUUAAUUUAUAUAAAAUAAUAAUAAAAAUUUAAUAAAAUACAAAAAAAUACAAUAUUCAUUCUUUUUUUUUUCAAUACACAAUUACAUAAAAUAUGUCAAAGAUAAGAAUUGUAUCUAUAAAUAAUAAUCUAGCGUAUAUAUUUUUUCAUUUGUUAUCAUAUUUUAAAAAAGAAAAGAAAAUUAUUGUAAUUAAAAAAAAAUUCAUUCAUAUAACCUUUAUACAUGAAAUUAAUAUAAAAUUAAUGAUAAUUUAGUUUUAAGGAAAUUAAAAUAGAAUAAAACAAUUAAAAACUAAAUAUAAUUUAAUUUAGAUAAUAUAUACAUAAAUGUAACAAAAGCGUUAGAAGAGGAAUAAAAAUAUUCGAAAAAAAAUUAAUCGGAAUUUGUUUUAAUUUCGAAAAAAUAAAAAAAAGUAUACAUAAAAAAAAAAAAAAAUUCAACAAAACAAAUUUUUAGAAAUUACAAAAUAUAAUUUUUAUUUUUUCUAUCUAAAAUAUUAAAAUGAUAAACAGUAAUAUAAAUAUUAAGUAAAAAAAGCUAAAGAAUGUAAUUGAUUCUAAUUAUUAUUUUCGAAUGUGUAAUUUGCAUAAUUCUUACAUUGUAUGCGUAUAAAUUUUAUGUAUAUAUUUAUGUGUAUGUACACAUAUAUAUAUAUAUAGAUAUAUUAAAAUUUUUAUGUAAUUUUUAAUUAAUUUUAACUCUCGUUUACAAUUUCAAAACAAAGAU
Condylostylus longicornis is the source of this 16565-nucleotide messenger RNA. It is a transcript of the gene nej, whose product is annotated as histone lysine acetyltransferase CREBBP. Gene Ontology annotation, molecular function: transcription coactivator activity; zinc ion binding; chromatin DNA binding. The transcript is spliced from 17 exons. The record is from RefSeq and is a predicted model, not a curated record. The coding region runs from base 2737 to 11949 and encodes 3070 amino acids. Gene Ontology annotation, biological process: positive regulation of transcription by RNA polymerase II. NCBI's taxonomy places the organism in Eukaryota, Metazoa, Arthropoda, Insecta, Diptera, Dolichopodidae. Gene Ontology annotation, cellular component: transcription regulator complex; histone acetyltransferase complex.